AUGGCUAUCCAGAAGAAGCAUGGCAAAGGCCGCUUGGAUAAAUGGUAUAAGUUGGCGAAAGAGAAGGGUUACCGAGCGAGAGCUGCUUUCAAGCUGAUCCAGCUUAAUAAAAAGUAUGGGUUUUUGGAGAAGAGCAAAGUUGUAAUAGACCUUUGUGCUGCACCUGGCUCGUGGUGUCAAGUUGCUGCAGAAUGCAUGCCUUCACAGUCGCUAAUUAUCGGCGUCGACCUUGCUCCCAUCAAACCCAUUCCGAAAGUCAUUACCUUCCAGAGCGACAUUACCACAGACAAAUGUCGGGCUACGAUACGACAGCAUCUUAAAUCCUGGAAGGCUGAUACUGUUCUCCAUGAUGGUGCGCCAAACGUUGGUGUAGCAUGGGUUCAAGAUGCCUUCUCACAAGCGGAGCUAGUUCUCCAGUCUCUAAAGCUAGCGACCGAAUUUCUGGUUCCAGGGGGAACAUUCGUUACCAAAGUCUUCCGGUCAAAAGAUUACAACCCGUUAUUGUGGGUAUUUAAGCAACUUUUCAACACCGUGGAAGCUACAAAACCCCCUUCGUCACGAAACGUCUCUGCCGAAAUUUUCGUUGUGUGCCAAGGCUUCAAGGCUCCCAAACAUAUCGUCCCGAAAGUCCUUGACCCUAAGCAUGGGAGCCAAAUAACGGGGGGUAAAAUGGUGCCUAUUGAAAGUGAUGAGGACGAAGAAGAUGAUAAUUCGACAACCGUUGAAGAUGAUUCAGACGAAGAGGAAGAUCGGCUAGAGCGCGAGUUAGAUUCCAUGUACGAGAGAUACCGAGCUGAUAGGGAAGAUCGGGAUGCAAAAUUACGUGCUAAAAAGGCUCGCAAAGAAUUUGAAACGGAAGAGUGGGAAGGGAUUUCUGAUUCCGAUAAAGAGGGCGACGAGGACACAGAUGGCGAUGAUGCAAGGUUGCAAGAUGCUAUACCGCGACCUACGGUUGAUAGUAAAGGGUUAUCUAACAGGGCUGCGAUGUUUUUCGACCAAGAUAUAUUCCAAGACUUGGGAGACCUCGGUGACGACGACGAAGAAGAUGUGCCAGGGGCAGGGUCUAAGGACGGGACCGCAACUCGGGACCAAGAAGACAUCACAGAAGAUGAAGAGGAGUAUUCCGAUGUUUCUGAUAGUGUCGACGAUGUUCCAGAAAUACAAAUACCUGCAAAGCUGGACAGGAAACAACCAUCCGAGAAACGAGAAUCUACACGUAAAAUGAACUCGAAGGGUAAUGAGAUAUACCCUGAGUUUGAAGAGGAGGAGAGACAAGACCCUCGGAAGAAGAAUGGACAACUUGACAUCGACAUAAUAACAGCAGAAGCCAUGGCUCUCGCUCAACAAAUCGCCAUGGGCGAGAAAACAACCCACGACGUUGUCGACGACGGAUUCAACAGAUAUACUUUCCGCGACACCGAUGGACUCCCAGAGUGGUUCCUAGAUGACGAGGGCAAACACUCCAAGCCCCUAAGGCCCAUCACUGCUGCCGCAGCCGCGGCUAUCCGUGAAAAGAUGCGCGCCAUAAACGCCCGCCCUAUCAAAAAGGUACUGGAAGCCAAGGGCCGCAAAAAGUUCAAGGCUGCGCAGCGGUUGGAGAAACUGCGCAAGAAGUCUGCAUUGCUGGCGGAAGACGAGGCGAUGAGCGAGAAGGAUAAGGCGCAGACGAUUGCGCGCAUGAUGAGUCGCGCGAUGAAGAAGAAGCCGAAGCAGACUGUGAAGCUUGUUGUGGCCAAAGGGGCCAACAAGGGCAUUUCUGGCAGGCCCAAGGGCAUUAAGGGGAGGUAUAAAAUUGUGGAUUCAAGGAUGAAGAAGGAUAUUAGAGCCGAGAAGAGGUUGGCGAAGAAGAGGAAGAAAAAUUAA
Messenger RNA from Histoplasma mississippiense, 1863 nucleotides. RefSeq lists its product as hypothetical. Gene Ontology annotation, biological process: rRNA methylation; maturation of LSU-rRNA from tricistronic rRNA transcript (SSU-rRNA, 5.8S rRNA, LSU-rRNA); maturation of 5.8S rRNA from tricistronic rRNA transcript (SSU-rRNA, 5.8S rRNA, LSU-rRNA). The transcript is spliced from 5 exons. Lineage: Eukaryota; Fungi; Ascomycota; Eurotiomycetes; Onygenales; Ajellomycetaceae. Gene Ontology annotation, cellular component: nucleus; nucleolus; preribosome, large subunit precursor. The coding region runs from base 1 to 1863 and encodes 620 amino acids. Gene Ontology annotation, molecular function: rRNA (uridine-2'-O-ribose)-methyltransferase activity; rRNA (guanine) methyltransferase activity. The record is from RefSeq and is a predicted model, not a curated record.